This is a messenger RNA of Zophobas morio, 2063 nucleotides long. Its product is annotated as synaptic vesicle glycoprotein 2B-like. The transcript is spliced from 5 exons. The record is from RefSeq and is a predicted model, not a curated record. NCBI's taxonomy places the organism in Eukaryota, Metazoa, Arthropoda, Insecta, Coleoptera, Tenebrionidae. Bases 218 to 1882 code for a protein of 554 amino acids. Gene Ontology annotation, biological process: transmembrane transport. Gene Ontology annotation, molecular function: transmembrane transporter activity. Gene Ontology annotation, cellular component: membrane.
GCCUGGACUAAUAUAUAUACUUGCCUCUGUUUUCACCAACUUAGUUUAACUGCGGAGGUUGCUAGCAGCCCUGCAGGAGUGUUCAAUCAUCCAUCUCUGAGGACUUCAGAGCUUUGUAUAAACUUUUCGUCCGCUGCCCCCAAUAAAAGCCGCCCCCCGGCCGUCUCCACUUUUUUCGCCCGCCGCACAAAACACCAAACUCCAUCGAUACCAUAGAAUGGUAGAAAGUGAUCAUCCAUCAAAAAACAAGCAAGAUUGUGAUGUAAAGGACGAGCGCGUUCUAAACGGCGGCGGAUCCAAAGAUCUUGAGCUUGGUAAUCUACCAACACUGAAAGACCUGAAUAAAAUCCCAGUCGACGUCGAAAAGGGACAUUCCGACAAGGCCGACUUCGAACGAGCAAUCGAACUCACCGGAUAUGGCAAAUUUCACUACAUUCUAUUAGCAGUAUGCGGCUUCGUGAGCACCUCGGAGGAGAUGGACGUCAUCUCGAUGUCCUUCAUCCUACCGUCUGCACAAUGCGACUUAAACCUGAGCACCCAGAGCAAGGGCUGGCUGAACUCCAUCAUCUUCAUCGGGAUGAUGGCAGGAGCCUACGCCUGGGGCUCGGUGGCGGACUCGUUGGGCCGUAAAAAGGUGCUCAUCACGAUCUCGUUCAUGAACGCUCUGUGCAUUGUGGCUUCAAGCUUCAGUCAGACAUAUGAGCUGUUCAUGUUUUUCAGAUUUCUAAAUGGGGCGGCAUUAGGGGGCAGCGGACCAGUUAUCUGGUCAUACUUUGCAGAAUUUCAACCCAAAUCCAAAAGAGGUUCCAUGCUUUCCUUCAUGGCGGCUUUCUGGACUUUGGGAAACUUAUUCGUAGCCGGGCUAGCCUGGCUCAUCAUACCUACCGGUAUUGGUCUUCAUCAUCCAAGUUUCACCUACAACUCCUGGAGGAUUUUCCUGUUGAUUUGUGCGGUACCAUCAUUCAUAGUGGCAGCUUUGCUCUUCUUCUUACCCGAAAGUCCUAAGUUUUUGCUUUCGCGAGGAAGGUGUGACGAAGCCAUUGAGAUCUUUAGACAGAUCUAUAGCACAAAUACCGGAAAAAGUAAAGACGAUUAUCCUGUUAAACAACUCAUUCUUGACGACCAUCCGGAAAAACCAAUCGAAACCAAAACACCCAUCAAAGGAAAAUACAAGAAUAUGUUCAUCGACAUCAUAGAUAAUAGCAAGCAGCUUUUCGUUAGUCCUAUUCUUAAGUUCACGCUCAUUUCCAUCACCAUCAAUUUUACUUUCCACAUUGGAUAUUACGGUUUAAUGAUGUGGUUCCCCGAACUCUUCAACCGUUUUGACGAAUACUCAAGAGUAUACCCAAACCAAACUGCUGGUGUCUGUGUGGUAACGAACUUCGUAACGGAACAUGGAAGCCAAAACGGAUCAUCAUGCAGCGCCACUAUUCCAAGCGCAGUCUUUUUAGAAUCUCUGAUCACGGUCGCUUCGGCUCUUCCCAGUAACAUCAUCGCAGUCCUCUUCAUGGACCUUCUCGGCCGAAAAUUUUUCUUAGUCUUCAGUACCGUGACGUCUGGCCUGUGUGCAGCUUCCAUGUAUUUCGUUUACAACAAACUGCAUAACUUGAUAGUGUCUGCUGUGUUUAGUAGCGUGAUCUCGUGCGGAAAUGCAGCUUUGGAUUGUUUAAUAACUGAAAUUUUCCCAACGAAUCUCAGGGCAACUGGGGUGGCUGUUUCCAUGGUAGCAGCCCGUCUUGGUGGUAUUAUUGGUAAUUUAGUUAUCGCUAACUUACUAGACACAUAUUGUCCGGCACCAACAUUCAUCGUAGCAGCAUUAUUGAUAGGUGGAGGUUUACUUUGCCUCUUUUUGCCAAAUACAACACGUAAAGCGUUAUCUUAACACAAACUAUAACUUAGUUGAAUCACAAACUAGACAUAGUUUGGAUGUUAAUACUUGUCGUUGUAGUAGAUAUGCGUAGAUCAAUUUUGUUUAUCAUAUUAUGUUAGUAUUAUAGAUGACUAGAGUCUUAGAUGUCAUGUUCUUAUACUUGAAAUGUAAUUAAAAGUAAUGAAAAAGACUA